AUGGCGGCGGUACAAUUCGCCGGCUCGCCACAAAGCGAGCCUGCGCUUGAAGUGCCACGAGAGCCACCACCGGAGCAGAGCAACGGAUUUCGCUGCUUGUCGGCCAGGCUCUGCGCCCUGCGCCCGGAUGACAACAACUCCGCCCGGACCGAGAUCCACCUGCUCUUCGACCAGCUCAUCUCCGAGAACUACAGCAAGGGCGGCGGCGUGGCCCCGGAGGAUGUCAGUACUCUUCUUGUCCAAGCUUGCCAACUGGUGCCUCUUAAUCAGAAUCAUCUUGUCAGCAAAGUGUCUCAACUUAUCCACCAUUUACUUAACAGAUUACAGGUAAUUGUGGAUGAACAGAACCUGGAUUUCCUGUUGGCGUACGCUAUUUCUGCUAUUCAGCAGUGUAGUUCCUGGACACACAUGGAAAUUCUUCAAGCCCUGGCAGCUCUGGUUUACUGCAAUGGCUCAAAAUGUCAAAAGCACCUCCCAGACUUGCUAGGCAAGAGCGGGAUUUUGAUGAAAUUGAGUGACUCGGCUCAGCCCGACCCCGAAGUUAGGAGAGCUGCAGUGCACUGUAUGGCAAACUUAUGUCUCAGUGUGCCAGGACAGCCAUACUUGGAGGAGCCCUACCCAAAUAUCUGCUUCCAGGCUUUCCUGAGCACUCUGCAGUCUCCAAAGUCAUCUGAUAUGGAUGAUAUCACGUUUUGCAUGUUGUUACAAAAUGCAUUAAAAGGUAUACAGUCUCUUCUAAAUGGGGGUAAGAUGAAACUGACACAGACUGAGGAACUUGGAGCCCUUCUGGCUGUGCUAAAGAAAUCUAUGUUUCAUGGACUCCCGGGACUAAACAUAGAGCUGCCCACGGUGUUAUACCCCACUCCACUUCCUCAGUACGAUGGGCGACCACCUGUCAAACCACAGCAGUCUGAAUCCAGCGCCUCCCGACCAACUGCGAAUAAAAAGAAAAAAUCAAAAUCGAAGAAAAUCCAGCAAGGAGGAGGAGAAGAAGAGGAAGAAUCCAGUGGUGAAAGAGAAGUAGCCCCCAUCCCUGGCUCGGGCAGAGAGCACCUGCAUGAGGGGAACACUCCCUGUUCCUCCUCCCUGGGAGGCCAGAGUGCGCCAGCGGAGGGAAGCGGCGCUGCGGGAAAAGAGCGAGUCUCCCCGCCCAUCCGUUCGGCCAGCUGGAAAAGGGUCAGCAGUAGUGAGUCUGAGUAUUCCGACGCCGAGGGAGGCAUGCAGAGUAAAAUGAGGUCUUACCAAGCCAAAGUUCGCCAAGGAGCAUUAGCUUGUUUUCUUUCUACUAUAAAAUCAAUAGAAAAAAAAGUUCUUUAUGGCUACUGGUCAGCCUUUGUUCCUGAUACACCUGAGCUUGGCAGCCCUCAGUCCGUGUCCUUGAUGACUCUUACAUUAAAAGAUCCUUCUCCAAAGACACGUGCAUGUGCUCUGCAAGUUUUAUCUGCCAUCUUGGAAGGCUCAAAGCAGUUCCUUUCUGUUGCUGAAGAUACCAGUGACCACAGAAGGGCUUUCACUCCCUUCUCCGUGAUGAUUGCAUCCAGCAUUAGAGAAUUGCACAGAUGUCUUUUGUUAGCUCUGGUGGCCGAGGCGUCCUCACAGACUCUUACUCAGAUCAUUAAGUGCCUUGCAACUUUAGUAUCAAAUUCACCUUAUAACCGUCUGAAACUCAGCCUGUUGACCAAAGUGUGGAACCAGAUAAAGCCUUAUAUCCGCCACAAAGAUGUGAAUGUUCGAGUGUCAAGCCUCACUCUCUUGGGAGCCAUCGUGUCCACUCACGCACCGUUACCUGAAGUCCAGCUGCUUUUACAACAGCCCUGUUCCUCUGGACUCAGCAAUAGCAAUUCAGCGACUCCCCGCCUCAGCGCUCCUGAUUGGUGGAAGAAAGCCCCCUCAGGACCCUUUCUGGAAGAAGCAUCAGUAAGCUCCCCUAAAGGGUCUUCAGAGCCCUGCUGGCUCAUCCGACUCUGCAUUUCCACCGUCGUACUGCCCAGGGAGGAUUCCUGUUCGGGUAGCGAUGCUGGCUCUGCGGCAGGAAGCCCCUAUGAGCCGUCCCCCAUGCGACUGGAGGCCUUACAGGUGUUGGCUCAUUUGGCCAAGGGUUACUUUUCAAUGGCUCAGGUGUACUUAAUGGAGCUCGGAGAGGUGAUUUGCAAGUGCAUGGGGGAAGCAGAUCCGUCCAUUCAGCUUCAUGGAGCAAAGCUUCUGGAAGAACUGGGUACAGGCUUAAUACAACAGUAUAAACCAGACUCUACUGUAGCAUCUGAUCAGAGAGUGCCAGUCAGCUUGGUGGUGAUGUUCUGGACUAUGAUGCUGAACAGCCCUCUGCCCAGAGCCCUGCAGAAUUCCGAGCACCCGACUCUGCAGGCGAGCGCCUGUGAUGCCCUGUCUUCCAUCCUGCCCGAAGCCUUCAGCAGCCUGCCGAGUGACAGGCAGAUCCUGUGCAUCACCAUGCUGCUUGGGCUGAACGACAGCAGGAACCGACUAGUGAAAGCGGCGACCUCGCGGGCCCUUGGAGUCUAUGUGCUUUUCCCUUGUCUCAGACAGGAUGUCAUAUUUGUUGCAGACACAGCAAAUGCAAUAUUGAUGUCACUUCUAGACAAAUCUCUGAAUGUCCGGGCCAAAGCAGCCUGGUCCCUGGGCAACCUGACAGACACUCUGAUUGUCAACAUGGAGACACCAGACCCAAGUUUCCAGGAAGAGUUCUCUGGUCUCCUGCUCCUGAAGAUGUUGCGAUCAGCUAUAGAAGCAUCCAGGGAUAAAGACAAGGUAAAAAGCAAUGCAGUCCGGGCCCUUGGAAAUUUGCUUCAUUUUUUGCAGCCCUCUCAUAUAGAAAAGCCCAGCUUUGCUGAAAUCAUUGAGGAGUCCAUCCAGGCCCUAAUUUCUACUGUUCUAAUUGAGGCUGCCAUGAAGGUCCGAUGGAAUGCCUGUUAUGCAAUGGGGAAUGUAUUUAAAAAUCCUGCUCUUCCAUUAGGAACAGCCCCGUGGACCUCCCAGGCCUACUACGCCCUGACGUCAGUUGUGACCUCAUGCAAGAACUUCAAAGUGCGCAUCAGAUCUGCCACUGCCCUUUCCAUCCCGAGCAAGAGAGAGCACUAUGGGUCUGUUGACCAGUACGUUCAGAUCUGGAACGCAUUGGUCACUGCCUUACAGAAGAGUGAAGACACCACAGACUUUCUGGAAUUCAAGUACUGUGCCAGCCUACGGACCCAGAUCUGCCAGGCACUGAUUCACCUCUUGAGCUUGGCCAGCGCCUCAGACCUGCCCUGCAUCCGAGAAACCCUUGAACUGAAUGGGGACAUGGUGCAGUCCUUUAUCCUUCAGUUUCUAAAAUCAGGAGCAGAGGGAGAGGACCCUGGAGCUCCCCACAGCUCACAUGAAAGAGAGCAGCUGGUCAGAAGGGCUUUGGAGCACGUAAGCAGCAUCCAGGCGCUGCCCGGCGACACAGCCAAGAGGGCCAUCAUGGGCUUUUUAGAAGAUAUCCUCACCAUUUAUUUCGACUCGUCUGGAUCGCAAGUAGCACUCCCAGAAUUAACAAGUCAGUGAAUAGUCCACCAUUCUUUCAAGUGUCAAAUGGUAAUAGAAAGACCCAAACUUGAGUAUCAGAAAUGCAGGAUUUAAUUUUAGGGGCAGAAACAACCCGUUCACUUUUAUUUAGAAUAGGUUAGCAUCUAUCUAAAUUUUCCUCGAGGGGCUCAACCACCUUAGAGUGGUUCCACGGCAUUGGCCGCGGUCCAGAUUGUUGGAGCCUCUGACCUGUGCAGCCGGAGAGGAGACAGGGUUGAGUGCAGGCCGAGCAGACUGGGUGGUUGUGAACCACGUGCGUAUUGCCUCAGAAGGUAGAAACAAAAAAACAAAAGAAUUUAGGGAUUAGAAUGUUGUGUAUUAUGUGUCUGGGAAUUGUUUUCUUUAUAAUAAACUAAUGAAAAAGAG
Ailuropoda melanoleuca (giant panda) is the source of this 3930-nucleotide messenger RNA. RefSeq names its product HEAT repeat containing 6 (gene HEATR6). Lineage: Eukaryota; Metazoa; Chordata; Mammalia; Carnivora; Ursidae. The record is from RefSeq and is a predicted model, not a curated record. The coding region runs from base 1 to 3543 and encodes 1180 amino acids. The transcript has 20 exons.